Salvelinus fontinalis (brook trout) is the source of this 4591-nucleotide messenger RNA. RefSeq lists its product as uncharacterized. The transcript has 7 exons. NCBI's taxonomy places the organism in Eukaryota, Metazoa, Chordata, Actinopteri, Salmoniformes, Salmonidae. Bases 39 to 1160 code for a protein of 373 amino acids. The record is from RefSeq and is a predicted model, not a curated record.
UUAACUUCCUGUUUUACUCGGUAUGUUCAACAAAAAGUAUGGCAGCUCUCUUACAUUCAAUCGUUUUUCUAUCAGCUCUAGUCCAAGGAUCAGGUAUGGCAGCUCUCUUACAUUACAUCGGUUUUCUAUCAGCUCUUGUCCAAGGAUCAGAGUUCAGCACUGAGACUCUGAAACUGUUUGUUCUAAAGGGACAAAAUGUUCAUCUGGAUGUCCAAGGAUAUGCUAAAAUAAACAAUAUUGAGGAUUUAAAGUGGACGUUUAACAAAUCUCACACUUUAGUAAAAUACUCAAAUGAAUCAUCAACAGGGAAAAUAUACACUAAAUACCAAGGCAGGGUUGAGUUUUAUAAGGGAAACUUCUCUCUAAUACUGAAGAACCUACAGGAAGGAGACAGUGGACUUUAUGAGGCAGGAGUGAGUGGUGACGAAAACAAAGAUGUUGCCAAGUACCAGAUAUCAGUUCAAGAGAGAGUUGUGACACCACUCCUGACAGUGGACUCUAACUCCACCAUCAAUGCCACCUGUAAUGUGACUGUGACCUGCAGAGGUCAGAACACCUCUGUCACCUCCUGCUGUAACAGCAGCACCUGCUCUCAGGUGGGAGGAGAGAGUAGAGGGGCUGAGACCUCCACUGUCCCCCUGCUCUCUGUCUAUGUGGCAGGGGGUUCCAUCAUCUGUAACCACAGCAACCAAGUCAGCUGGGCCCCUGACACGAAGGAGAUCGAAACUAUUUGUGCAUCCAAAUCUAAACUAGAGAGGGACGAAGCGUACAACUACGCUGCCACAGUCUGGAAAGGAGGUCCUGUCGGCAUCAUCAUCAUCAUCAUCGUCGUCGUUGCCUGGAUUGCUUGGCGAAAGCCAAAUAAAGGUGGCAAAAGAGAAGUUCCAAACACAGAUUAUACUAUAGUUGGGACUCCAGAUAACAGCCAAGCAUGUGGUAAAGAGCAGGUGUCUCCAGGUCCAGCAUCACCCUCCAUCUACAGUAUGGUGGGACAUCCACACCAGCCUCCACCUGUGGACCUCCCCAUGUCCACCAUGCCCCCCAUGUCCACCAUGCCCCCCAUGUCCUCCAUGUCCACCAUGCCCCCCAUGUCCACCAUGCCCUCCAUGACCUCCAUGCCUGAGAGUUUAUAUUCUGUGGUCGGGCCCAACAAACAAUAAUCAGGCAUUUUUACAUCUUAGGCCGGGAUUCAAUUUUAUAAGAUCACCAUUUGUCGGCUAAGCAAAUUUUAAAGGUUCCCUCGUUCGUGGAGACUUCAUUCACAGUAAAUGUUGCAUGUGUCGGCUUAAUCAGAAAUGACCUUUCCAUUUCAGUUGCGCUAUAACCCAGAUCUUCCGCUGUCCAGACUGAAUCUAGCCGUUAUUCUCAAUAGCCCUGUUUAUACCUGGUUCUCACAUGUCCUUUGGCCUGAUCUUGUCAACUUUCUGAUUGUGCCCACAAGUUUAGACAGGUGUAGAUAAUCAAAAGUCAAAUUGUGAUCAGAUCUUCCUGCCCACCUCCGGAGAGGGUCAGGUGUCUGGAUAAAGUGUUGUAAAAUAUCCACACUCAAUCACGCAGUACAUAUACAGUGGCAAGAAAAAGUAUGUGAACCCUUUGGAAUUACCUGGAUUUCUGCAUAAAUUGGUCAUAAAAUGUAAUCUGAUCUUCAUCUAAGUCACAACAAUAGACAAACACAGUGUGCUUAAGCCUCUUAAGGAUCCGCCCCUUUUUUUCAAUUUUCACCUAAAUUGACAUACCCAAAUCUAACUGCCUGUAGCUCAGGCCCUGAAGCAAGUAUAUGCAUAUUCUUGGUACCAUUUGAAAGGAAACACUUUGAAGUUUUUGGAAAUGUGAAAGGAAUGUAGGAGAAUAUAACACAAUAGAUCUGGUAAAAGACAAUACAAAUAAAAACCCAACCGUUCUUUUGUAUUUUUUUGUACCAUCUUUGAAAUGCAAGAGAAAGGCCAUAAUGUAUUAUUCCAGCGCGGGUGCAAUUUAGAUUUUGGCAAGUAGAUGGCAGCAGUGUAUGUGCAACGUUUUAGACUGAUCCAAUGAACAAUUGCAUUUCUGUUCAAAAUGAUGUAUCAUGACUGCCCUAAUUUGUGCCUAAUUUGUUUAUUAAUAACUUUAUGUUCAAAAUUGUGCACUCUCUUCAAACAAUAACAUGGUAUUAUUUCACUGUAAUAGCUACUGUAAAUUGGACAGUGCAGUUAGAUUAACAAUAAUUUAAGCUUUCUGCCAAUAUCAGAUAUGUCUAUGUCCUGGGAAAUGUUCUUGUUGCAUUAGCCUACGUUAGCUCAACUGUCCCGUGGAAGGGACACCAAUCCCGAAUUAAACUAAUAACACACAAAUCAUUUUUCUUGUCGAUAUUGAACACAUAAUUUAAACAUUCACAGUGUAGGUUGGAAAAAGUAUGUGAACCCUUUGGCUAAUGACUUCUCCAAAAGCUAAUUGGAGUCAGGAGUCAACUAACCUGGAGUCCAAUCAAUGAAACGAGAUUGGAGAUGUUGCUUCGAGCUGGCCUGCCCUACAAAAAACACGCGCAAAAUUUGAGUUUGCUAUUCAAAAUAAGCAUUGCCAGAUGUGAACCAUGCCUCGAUCAAAAGAGAUCUCAGAAGACCCAAGAUUAAGAAUUGUUAGACUUGCAUAAAGCUGGAAAGGGUUGCAAAAGUAUCUAUAAAAGCCUUGAUGUCCAUUAGUCUACGGUAAAACAAAUUGUCUAUAAAUGGAUAAAGUUCAGCACUGUACUACUCUCCCUAGAAGUGGCCGUCCUGCAAAGAUGACUGCAAGAGCACAGCGCAGAAUGCACGAUGAGGUUAAGACGAAUCCUAGUGUCAGCUAAAGACUUGCUGUUGACGAGUCUACGAUAUGUAAAACACUAAACAAAAUUAGUGUUAAUGGGAGGACACCACAGAAGAAGCCACUGCUGUCCAAAAAAAAACAUUGCUGCAUGUCUGAAGUUCGCAAAAUAGCACACGGAUGUUCCGCAGCGCUACUGGCAAAAUAUUCUGUGGACAGAUGAAACAAAAGUUGAGUUGUUUGGAAGGAACACACAACACUAUGCGUGGAGAAGAAAGACACAGCACACGAACAUCAAAACCUCAUCCCAACUGUAAAGUAUGGUGGAGGGAGCAACAUGGUUUGGGGCUGCUUUGCUGCCUCAGGGCCUGGACAGCUUGCUAUCAUUGACGGAAAAAUGAAUUCCUAAGUUUAUCAAGAUAUUUUGCUGGAGAAUGUAAGGCUAUCUUUCUGCCAAUUGAAGCUCAACAGUAGUUGGGUGACGCAACAGGACAAUGACCCAAAACACAGAAGUAAAUCAACAAUAGAAUGGCUUCAACAGAAGAAAAUACGCCUUCUGGAGUAGCCCAGUCAGAGUCCUGACCUCAACCCGAUGGAGAAGCUGUGGCAUGACCUCAAGAGAACAGUUCACACCAGACAUCCCAAGAAUAUUGCUGAACUGAAACAGUUUUGUAAAGAGGAAUGGUCCAAAACUCCUCCUGACCGUUGUGCAGGUCUGAUCGCAACUGCAGAAAACUAGUUAUUGAAACCAAGGGUUCACAUACUUUUCCCACCCUGCACUGUGAAUGUUUACACAGUGUGUUCAAUGAAGACAUGAAAAAGUAUAAUUGUUUGUGUGUUAUUAGUUUAAGCAGACUGUGUUUGACUAUUGUUGUGACUUAGAUCAGAUCAAAUUUUAUGACCAAUUUAUGCAGAAAUCCAGGUAAUUCCAAAGGGUUCACAUACUUUUUCUUGCCACUGUACACACACAUAUAAUUACACAUUCACAUUUACAAACUCUUACAAUUACACACAAUGGUUAUAUGUGGACAAGCAAAUGGCAUCUCAGGGAAACCGUACAAGCCCAAGUGUACACACACACAUUCAGACACUCACACCCCGACACACACAUUCAGACACACACACAUUCAGACACACACAUAUCCCAAUAGAGACACACAGAAUAAAUACACUGACACAAUACUGAAGGGUUAACCUUUUACUGCAGUGGGUUAAAUCAGGGUCACACAGAGUGUUUCUUGGUAGUCUUAAAUAAAUCUACUUUCAAAAGUAUACACCUCACACACAUGGUUAUGGACUUAAACAAGAAGAAACCUGUACCAUGUCAGAUAUAGAGUUGAAAUGUAUUACAUUUUGAGUUUGCACUUUAUAUACAUCACAGAAGAGUGACAUUUAUCAAAACUGUUUGAGAUAGAAACACCGGACAUUCGUCAUAAAAAUAAAUAUUUAAAAAAUAAUUAUGAAAUUCAGAAAAAUAUGAAUAACAUUCCACUCAUGAGGCCGCUAGAGGGCGAUACGGUUAUUUGACUGCAGGAAAGGUCUACCAAAUGAAUGCAUGCGUGUAAGUCGCUUUGGAUAAAAGUAAAAUCUAUAUAAAUAUAUUAUAUUGUUUAUGAACAAGUGAUUAAACGAUUAAAAUACAUGAAUGACCUGAAGUGACAUGUAGCUAAAUAUAGGUUUGAAUGACAUUUAACAUUUAACAUUUACAUUUAAGUCAUUUAGCAGACGCUCUUAUCCAGAGCGACUUACAAAUUGGUGCAUUCACCUUAUGACAUCCAGUGGAACAGCCACUUUACAAUAGUGCAUCUAAAUC